Messenger RNA from Eleginops maclovinus (Patagonian blennie), 2425 nucleotides. RefSeq names its product proteinase-activated receptor 1-like. The record is from RefSeq and is a predicted model, not a curated record. Gene Ontology annotation, biological process: thrombin-activated receptor signaling pathway; positive regulation of Rho protein signal transduction; phospholipase C-activating G protein-coupled receptor signaling pathway. NCBI's taxonomy places the organism in Eukaryota, Metazoa, Chordata, Actinopteri, Perciformes, Eleginopidae. Gene Ontology annotation, cellular component: plasma membrane. Gene Ontology annotation, molecular function: thrombin-activated receptor activity.
AUAAUUGCUUUUUGGAUGUGGCUGCCGCUGUGGGCCGGGAAGCUGACCUCAGAGCAGAGGAAUGUCUCCCCUGCAGACCCUGCGGACUGUGGGCGGAUCUCAACGCUGUUACACUCACUGGUGCUGAUGAACCGCAGAAACCACCUGAAGGAGGGAAGAGAAACACGUUUAAACGGAUUAUCGACAUUUCAUAUUUCCCCUCCUGUUUUUGUGGCUUCAUUUCUCAGCAGCAACAUGUUUUCAAUGUGUCCAAAAACGUUGCUGUUGCUUCUAGUGUGUGCUGCCUCGGCUGCAGCCAAUAACGUCAGUAAAUUAGUGAGGACCUUCUCCGCCUUCCCUUCAGCCACAGAUGAACCGAUAGAGAUGGAUGACUAUGAUACAGGUGUUGAUAUCAAAAUCAAUGGAUCUCGAAGAGUUCAGAUAUGUUAUGUCCCCGCCUCCAGAGGGCUGGAAAUCUCAGAGGAGGCGCUGGCGUUUCUAACGGGCCACGUGUCCACCAUCCUCAUCCCGUCCUUCUACACGCUGGUCUGCCUCAUCAGCGUUCCCAUCAACAUCUGUGCGGUGCUGGCCUUUGCUCGGAGGAUCCGGCCUAAGAAACCAGCCGCCAUCUACAUGCUGAACCUUGCCUGUGCUGACUUGCUCUUCGCUGUGCUGCUCCCCUUCAAGAUCUCCUACCACUUUGGUGGCAACAACUGGAUAUUUGGCGCGCUGAUGUGCCGUGUGGUCACUGCAGCUUUUUACUGGAACAUGUAUUGCUCUGUUCUCCUCAUAGCUUGCAUCAGCGUGGACCGGCUGCUCGCUGUAGUCUAUCCCAUUGACUCCCUGUCUUGGAGAAGGCCGAGGAACGCAAACUUAGCCUGUGUAUGCAUGUGGAUACUGUCCCUGGCUGGAUCUGUGCCACUCGUCCUCUCCAACCAGACCGUUCAUGUCAGAGAGUUGGACAUCACAACCUGCCAUGAUGUCCAACCCGUGACUGAGCUUAUCUGGAACUACAAGAUCUACUUCAUCACCCUCUGCUGCGUCCUCUUCUUCCUGCCUCUUCUCAUCACUGUGGUGUCCUACGCUCGGGUGAUCUGGUCACUGAGCAGAGUCCCACGUGGGGUACCAGGACGCUCACGCAGAAGAUCAAGAGCAGUGGUGAUGGCUUUAACCGUGCUGGUGAUGUUUGUGCUGUGCUUCACCCCCACAAACUGUCUUUUGUUGGCACACUACCUGCAGUUUCACGAGGGUGUCGAUAAAAGCCAGGAGGCCCCCGAUGGCUCCUACGCAGUCUAUCUGGUGUUUAUGUGUCUGGGGAGUCUCAACUGCCUCCUGGAUCCUAUGGUCUACUACUUUGGAUCGUCCCAAUGCCAGCGACAACUAUCCAGCGCGCUGAGGUGUCAGAAGCUCACAGAGGUCUGUAGCAGCAGUAAGUCUUCAUCCAAUUCUUGCAGAUCCAGCUCCGGGACAAUUCUCAAAUCCAGCCAUGAAGACAGCUCCAAAAUAAGCACUCAGAGCACAAAAAUGGACUCUUUCCAAGCAAACCUCCACAGCCAAUACAAGAAGCUGCUCGUCUGAUGGACUCACAUCGAGCAGACUUCUUAAAGUGACUUAACUGACUCCUAUUUAAAACAGUAUUUUAUUAUGAAGUCCAAGUAUUGGCAUACAAAUAGCAAGAGUUAAUCUGGAGGGUUUACUGUAUGUAGUCUUAUUAAAAAGGAAGAGAAUUUAACCUCAUGCCAACAGAAAUGACUUAAAGUCUUGGUUUCAUAACAACAAAUGUGCAAUGACGUGUGCCUUUUGAACGGAGUAGCCUCAGAAAAGGAAAGAAGUUCCGACUAGAUAAAAAGUAUUCUGCUGAAAAAUUGAUACUAGGAAGUAGCCUUUAAAAAGGAAGGAAGUUUGAAUGAGAUAAUUCUGCUGAACAGUUAAUACUAUGAAAUGCUUUUAUUUUUGCACUGUAAGUGCUUAUGAGUAUAUAAGCUGCAUGCACUGUAAGUAUUAUAUAUAAUGGAAGGGAACUACACAUGUUCUUGUUUGCUGAGCUUAUUUCCAGGCACUUGUGUUUCACAAUUGAAAACGCUGUCUUAAUCAUGCCUUACUUUUAAACUAUAAAUAUAUUUACCACUUUUUGUGUACCACUUUUGGUCUCUGAAUGAAUGUGUUUUAAAGAGAACCAACACAUCAAAAGUAAUAGGCAUAGUUUGUUUCAUGCUGCUCUCUGCUGGUCAAACAUUUGAAGUAGUUUAUCAUGUAAAGCAGUCAUUUCACAUCAUUGUCCAGACUCCUUUCUUCUCCAGUAGGCAGCGCUACUACACUGUUAAUAAAAUGUAACCUGAAGGAUAAAUGAACCCUUUCACUGUGUAUCUGUUUUAGCAGUCAUGUGAUAGUGUAUACUGACCGAAUAAAUACUUCUUGAAUUUUUCAAUACAAGCUUAAACACCAA